Lacerta agilis (Sand lizard) is the source of this 1388-nucleotide messenger RNA. RefSeq lists its product as uncharacterized. The coding region runs from base 12 to 1388 and encodes 458 amino acids. The record is from RefSeq and is a predicted model, not a curated record. NCBI's taxonomy places the organism in Eukaryota, Metazoa, Chordata, Lepidosauria, Squamata, Lacertidae. The transcript is spliced from 9 exons.
UCAAUAUCUCAAUGGACGUGAAAAAGGCCAUGCUCUCCUUGACGAUGGAGCGCUUGAGCGUGGCGUUUUCAACCUUCACCAAUGCUGAUUUUCGGGUCUGGUUUGAGGAUAGACUGGCGGUCGUCCUGUCCAGUGUGAAUGCAGAGUUUCUUGGGCAAAUCCCCAAAAGUAUAUCCUGCGAGGCUUACAAGUCUGUGAUUGCUGGGAUCAACAGAGGCUUCUCUGAAAUUCCACGGGAAAGGAAGAAGGAUUGUGUCAACUACAUUGCUUCUUUCCUAACCCAGAAGUCUCAGACCACUGGUCCUGCCUGCUUUGGCGAAACCACACCCAGAAAUUGGCUACUCACCUACUUUGGGCAAUUCUAUACAGAAGUAUCAUAUGUUCAGCUGGUAUCAUACUAUCGCCAAACUUUUGAUGCUUACGCAGUAUUGGAUCUUUUAACUCCGAGCCAGAUUGGGGACAUGAUUGUACAUUCAGACACCCUGACCAGCAUGGAUUCGGCAUUGCGCCUUGUCAACUUCUUCCAAGAAAGCAGCGUUGACUUUGUCCAGAUGACUCUGAAGCAAUUCACUAGGGCUGCAAUUCAGCACAAGAUGACAGUCCUCCCAAACACCGAAGUUGCGCAGUUGCUCUUGACAAAUUACCUGACCCUCGCGUCUCCUCAAAUGGAAACCUACACAGCAGCAGACUGGAAUGCCACUUUUCAGGGGGAGCUGCGCUUCCUCUGCUCUGUGGUCAAUGCAACAACCCUUGCUUACUUCGUCCCCCAAAACUACAACUCCUUUACCGCCAUUGUUGCUGGGCUUAGUGGAGCACAUUCCCAAAUGGCAGAACCCUUCAGGAAAGCUGUCGUACUCUGGAUCAUCCAGAACCUCAAAGAUCUAAAAGAAAAGCCCAAUGAACCAUUUGCUGAGUGGAUCAAGUUUGCCUGGGGCUCGUUCUUCAAAGACGCCACCUUGGAAGACGUGGAAUCCACCAAGGAAGACUUCGAUCCUUUUGCCGUCUUGAACACCCUGAGCACUGAACAGCUGGUAGACGUCAUCACGACCUCGGACGCUCUGGUCAAUGUGACAACCCUGAGACAGGUUCUGUUGAGCCUAGAGACUGGCCGCUCUGAAAUCCCACUUGCAAAGAUGGAUGUGUUCUUGACAAGGCUCAAUUUCAUCCUUGAACAGAAGAACAUCCCGGGUAUCAGAAAUGCCGAGGUGAGGUUGGAACUGCUCAGCACCAUUUUCAGAAACCUGGCCCGCUAUUUCCGUAAAUUCACUGCUUUGGACUACCAGAACUGGUUCACCAAGAAGCUGAAACUCCUUUUGCCCAGCAUCAAUGUGAACCUGCUCCAGCUGAUUCCUCUUGAUGUCAGCUUUGCCUCCUAUCGCGCCAUGUAG